Punctularia strigosozonata HHB-11173 SS5 is the source of this 402-nucleotide messenger RNA. RefSeq names its product Sybindin-like protein. The record is from RefSeq and is a predicted model, not a curated record. Gene Ontology annotation, cellular component: TRAPP complex. The transcript has 4 exons. Bases 1 to 402 code for a protein of 133 amino acids. Gene Ontology annotation, biological process: endoplasmic reticulum to Golgi vesicle-mediated transport. NCBI's taxonomy places the organism in Eukaryota, Fungi, Basidiomycota, Agaricomycetes, Corticiales, Punctulariaceae.
AUGGCGAUAUACGGUCUUUGGGUCAUCAACAAAGCAGGCGGUCUCGUCUACCAACGCAACUUCGGCGACGGUCUUGCUCAGUUGACGUCCAACGAAUAUUUGGUGCUGGCCGGAACGCUACAUGGCAUCCACGCUAUCACCGCCAGGCUCUCGCCCAUCGGGUCUAGCUCAGGCGCUCAGGUAAUCGAAGGCGAAACAUUCAAGAUGACCAUCCAUUUGACUGCUACUGGCACCAAAUUCGUCCUUCUGACCUCGCUUGCGGAAACCACCGCCGAGACAGUGUUGCAGAAGGUGUACGAAGCGUACGCAGACGCGGUCAUGAAGAACCCAUUCCAUACGCCGGAGAUGCCCAUCAGGACGGAGGGCUUCGAUUCUCGCAUUACCGCGCUUCUUGGAAGCUGA